UGCCCCAUCAUCACAGAGUAGCAUCUAGAAAUAAGAAUCCUACGUGGCGGGGCGGCAAAGAGGCCAAGAUCAGUAUGAGAAGGAAAGCUCAGACUGCCGGAAGAAAAUCUUCUUCUCAGCGAAUGUUGCGGUGGUCAUGCUGACAUCUCCAGGUUACGUUCAUCUAAGAUCCUCUACACUAAAUUUUCCCAUGAACACUUCACCUUUCCAAAUUUACAUCAUCAAAUUCUCGACUUCCGAGCCCAUUUCCUUCCGUGACCAUAGAUUCAAGAAACCAGCUUUGUCUUUCUUUCCAUUGGAAACUAGAGUUCCUUCUUUUCGCCCGAGGAGUUUCAAGUUGAGAGCAAGCAGGGAGAGUUUGUCUCUCUUUGGAGGGAGCGGGUUUAGGAAUGGGGUUUUGUUGAAUGAGAAGGGGCGUAAGGGGAAGGGAAAUAAGAGAGUGGUUUUGGUGAAGAGUAGUCAGGGUUUUGGCUACAAAGAUGGUGACGAAACUGAGAGCGGAGCUUCUGCUAAAAUUUUUGGGAAUCUUGCUCUAGCCAUUGGAUUAGCAUAUCUGUCAAUGACUGGACAGCUUGGCUGGAUUUUAGAUGCCAUUGUCUCCAUUUGGAUCUUUGCUGUGUUAGUACCAAUAGUAGGCCUUGGUGCUUUCCUCUGGUGGGCUGGCCGAGAUAUAAUGCAAGGCAGUUGCCCCAAUUGCGGAAAUGCAUUUCAAGUUUUCAAAUCUCCAAAUGAUGAUUUGCAGCUGUGCCCCUUUUGUGGUCUGCCUUUUUCUGUUGUGGGCAACGAGUUUGUAAAGGAAUCAGUAAAAUUUUCCAACCAACCUGCAACAUUUGGAGAGGCAUUUGGUAACUUCUCCAGUUCAAAAGAUGAAAAGGAUUCUAUCAGAGCAAUUGAUGUUGAAGCAGAAAUAAAAGAUGUAGAUUGAAUCCUCAAAGCUAUGCUAUGGCAAGUUGGGUGAAUAAACAAAAGGACACAUGCUGAUCUGCAAGUUGGAUUGUUACUGUAUCUUGCAACUUCUUCUGUGCUAAUGGAACACAUUUUUCGAAACAGUAUGGUGACUGGAGUAACAUUGCAAUUGUGAUAUUAUAUUUUGACUGUGAUGUUUCUCACGUCACACCUUGUACUAAAAUUGUUACAGUGAUUCUUUGUAGUCCUAUACAUUUGAAUUCUUGUCAAUUUAUUCGUCAAAUAGAAAGUUGGACUAGAUAUUGGAUA
This is a messenger RNA of Neltuma alba, 1215 nucleotides long. RefSeq lists its product as uncharacterized. The record is from RefSeq and is a predicted model, not a curated record. The transcript is spliced from 7 exons. Bases 137 to 925 code for a protein of 262 amino acids. NCBI's taxonomy places the organism in Eukaryota, Viridiplantae, Streptophyta, Magnoliopsida, Fabales, Fabaceae.